AUGGCAACUCUUCCUUAUUUAACUCAAAAUGGAACAUAUGAACAACCAUCUCAAAUCAUUGCAGUAUCAUCAUUAGCGGGUAGUUAUCCGUUACCUCAAACAACUAUUUAUGGUACAACAAAACAUGCUAUUCAAAAUUUCUUUUUGAAUCUUACUCGUGAACUUCGUAUCUCUAAACCGUAUCAAAAUCGUGUUACAACAAGUGUAGCUAUUCUUGGAUUAAUUGCUACUGAACAAGCACUUACUGCAACUGACAAAAGUCUUCAUUUUUUACCAGCUGAUGUACGUAAAACUGCUCAAGCAAUUAUAGCUGCUGGUAUUUAUGGACAAACUCGUUUAUUUUAUCCAUAUCGUUUUGCAGUCAUUCCAUCACUUUAUUAUAUAUUUUCUCCUUUAUUCAAAUUUGUGACUCGUUUAGGCAACUGA
Rotaria sp. Silwood1 is the source of this 426-nucleotide messenger RNA. NCBI's taxonomy places the organism in Eukaryota, Metazoa, Rotifera, Eurotatoria, Philodinida, Philodinidae. The record is from the annotation of a GenBank genome assembly.